AUGGGAGCAAACAAUGAGCUAGAGCAAUGUCGUCGGUUCCGUCAAACCCAGUGGCAACUUUUAAACUCCAGUGAUUUGGCCAUAAAUACGACUGAGCUGGAGAUAGAAGCAUGCUUGGAUGGUUGGAUCUAUGACCAAAGUAUAUUUACCUCCACUACUGUAACCCAGUGGAAUUUAGUAUGUAAAUCAAAGUCACUCAAAUUAUGGUCACAGUCCAUGUUUAUGGCAGGAUUCAUGUUGGGAUCUCUUCUAGGUGGCUAUAUUUCUGACAAAUUUGGCCGGAAACCUGUGUUGUUGGCUUCUUCCCUGUUGUCUGCACUACUGGGCACUGGUUCAAUUUUUGCCCCAACCUUCCCAAUUUACUGUACAAUUCGAUUUCUUUUGGCAAUGUCAACGGGAACCAUAUUCACCAAUACUCUUGUACUCCAAUGGCUGCCAUCUAAUGUCACACCCGUGAUUAUAACAAUAAGGUCUCUGCUUCUAAGCACUGGACAGAUGGUACUACCUGGACUGGCUUAUGUCUUCCGAGACUGGCGCAUGCUACAGUUGUCCAUUUCAGUGCCUUACUUUGUGUUUUUCCUAUCCCUAUGGUGGACAUCAGAGUCUGUCCGUUGGUUGAUUGUAACUGGCAAGCUGGGAAAAGCACUCAAAGCAAUGAAGAAAGUAGCCCAUACAAAUGGGAAGAAAGAUGUUGAAGAGACUCUGAAUAUUGAGGUUUUACAAUCUGCAAUGAGAGAAGAACUCACUUUCCUCAAACAUAGUUCCAAGAAAAUAAAGGUCAUGGCAAGUCCCAUUAUGUGCAAGACACUCUUCCUGCUGUUUUUCCUGAGAUUUUCUGCAGUUUUCUUUGUUCAUGGAGUGUUGACAGAUUUACAAAAUUUAGGGAGCAAUAUGUUCUUGUCUCAGGCUCUCCUUGGAGCUGUGGACUUCCCAUCAAAAAGUCUUUCUUUCCUUGUAAUGAAGUUCCUUAAACGGCGGCCUUCAAUCGCUUCUGCUCUUUUCUUAGGUGGAUUUUGUAUCUUAAUCAAUAUAUUCGUGCCCAAAGACAUGCCUUACAUACGCCUUGGACUUGCUAUGUUGGGAAAAGGAUUGAUGGCAAUAUACUUGAGCAUGAAUAUGAUCUAUAAUCAUGAACUCAUACCCACAGGGCUCAGGUCCAGAGCAGAGGCUGGAAUUAUAUUCAGUUCUGGUCUGGCCGCAUCUCUGAGCAGUCUAGCAUUAAUUACAAGGCAGUAUUUUGAACACUUGCCAACAAUCCUGCUUGGAACUUUCCCCAUUGUGGCUGCCUUCUGUGUCUACUUCCUACCAGAGACUUUAAACCUUCCACUUCCAGACACUAUACAGGAUGUAGAAAGAAGCUUCUCGGCACUUAUCAAUGAUGAGAAUAAUUUAGCAAGCCACUUCAACAGAUUGCUGCGAGAUGAUGAGGGUGAUUGA
Molecule: messenger RNA, 1437 nt
Organism: Myotis davidii
Lineage: Eukaryota; Metazoa; Chordata; Mammalia; Chiroptera; Vespertilionidae
Product: solute carrier family 22 member 10
Exons: 10
Coding region: 1-1437 (478 amino acids)
Biological process (GO): transmembrane transport
Cellular component (GO): membrane
Molecular function (GO): transmembrane transporter activity
Source: RefSeq, a predicted model, not a curated record